GUUCCGUUUUGGGCGGAAGCGCUGGACCAGAGGAGAAACUACUGUAGGGGACAAGGCCUCGCUGAUGGAGUGGGGGUUGCUUCCGGGUCGCGCUCCGGGAAACAGGAAGUUGUCCAUCCUCCUUGCCCGGCGGCAGCUGUCCGCGAGGCGGGAGGAGCCCGAGGGGGCGCGAGCCCCGCAUGGAUUUUAUAUUGGAAGACAUGGAUCUUGCUGCCAACGAGCUCAGCAUUUAUGACAAACUUUCAGAGACUGUUGAUUUGGUGAGACAGACGGGCCAUCAGUGUGGCAUGUCAGAGAAGGCAAUUGAAAAAUUUAUCAGACAACUGCUGGAAAAGAAUGAACCUCAGAGGCCCCCCCCACAGUAUCCUCUCCUUAUAGUUGUGUAUAAGGUUCUCGCAACCUUGGGAUUAAUCUUGCUCACUGCCUACUUUGUGAUUCAACCUUUCAGCCCAUUAGCACCUGAGCCAGUGCUUUCUGGAGCUCACACCUGGCGCUCACUCAUCCAUCACAUUAGGCUAAUGUCCUUGCCCAUUACCAAGAAGUACAUGUCAGAAAACAAGGGAGUUCCUCUGCAUGGGGGUGAUGAAGACAGACCCUUUCCAGACCCCUGGUGGACAAAGGACUGUGAGCAGAAUGAGUCAGAGCCCAUUCCUGCCAACUGCACUGGCUGUGCCCAAAAACCCCUGAAGGUGAUGCUCCUGGAAGAUGCCCCAGGGAAAUUUGAGAGGCUCCAUCCACUGGUGAUCAAGACGGGAAAGCCCCUGUCGUCGGAGGAGAUUCAGCAUUUUUUGUGCCGGUACCCUGAGGUGACAGAAGGCUUCACUGAAGGGUUUUUCGCCAAGUGGUGGCGCUGCUUUCCUGAACGGUGGUUCCCAUUUCCUUAUCCAUGGAGAAGACCUCUGAACAGAUCACAAAUGUUACGUGAGCUUUUUCCUGUUUUCACUCACCUGCCAUUUCCAAAAGAUGCCUCUUUAAACAACUGCUUCCUUCUUCACCCGGAACCUGUUGUGGGGAGUAAGAUGCAUGAGAUGCAUGACCUAUUUAUCAUGGGCAGCGGUGAGGCCAUGUUGCAGCUCAUCCCUCCCUUCCAGUGCCGAAGACAUUGUCAGUCUGUGGCCAUGCCAAUAGAGCCGGGAGAUAUCGGCUAUGCCAGCACCACUCACUGGAAGGUCUACAUUAUAGCCAGAGGGGUCCAGCCUUUGGUCAUCUGCGAUGGAACCACUUUCUCAGAACUGUAGGAAAUAGAACUGUGCACAGGAACAGCUUCCAGAGCCGAAAACCAGGUUGAAAGGGGAAAAAUAAAAAACUAUGAAACUGCUUUUCAGGGGUUGGUUACUUAGUUACCUGCCCUUUGCAUGCAUGUGUGAACCAGCUGUGAGCUGCAAGGCAGUGGCCAGGGCCUAGCCCUCCUGACUCUUCCUGCAGAUGGCUCAGGAAGGAUUCAGCCUGGCCACUUGGCUAGGACUCUGCCAGCACCCAUCUGAGACUGACCUCUUCCGGGCCUUUGGGCACUAUGACCUUGAUGCUGCCCCUCAGGCAGGAAACAGGGCUGGUGCCUUCCUUUGCCUGCAUUGCCAGCUUCCUUCCCUGGCAGUGGAGAGGGCAGCCAACAGGUUCUGAUGUCAGAGCCAUCCUUUCCCAGGUGGGCCUGCUUGUCCCCAUCUUCCUGGCCACAUCACUCUACUUUUUGGAAAGCCAUGGCUGAUUAAACAAGUUCUUGUAGUUUCCCAAACAAAAUGGAAUCUAGAACCAGUGAAAAAAAGGUCAGAUAACUUUGAAUUGCACUCAAGAAGUACACUUCUUUCCCAUUGUCUGUGGCACUUGGAGUCUCUAUGAUGCCAGGCUAGAGUCUGAUCAUAUAAUAAUUCAAAGUGGUCACUCCCAAGGUAAUGCUUUCUUCCAUUUCAUCAGGUUCUUAUAUCCCCACUGCACUCCCCUUCUCCCUUGCCUGUCUGAAUGGCUUCUUGGAAGCUUGGCUGUAGUCCUCCCUGCCUUGGCAGGGCCAGAGCCCACUACUGCUGAGGCAGCACUGCUCUUGUCAGCUGUGUUGCCUUUACCAAGUGUCUUCAGAGGGUUAUGAGUUAGAGUAGCUGGCCUGGGGAGAGGGUGCCUCCCUGGGUUUGAUCUUUAGGGUCUGACUUUCUGCAGAAAAGAUGUUUUACAGAUGUGUCAAAGCUGAUGUUGUAAUGUGGUUGGGGGAGGAAAUCCAGACCCAAAGUGUUUGUCAGCUGGGUGUACAACUGACUGUGUGAUCCUCUGUCUUAAAAUGAUUUCUGUCUGCUGGGAAACAAAAACAAGGUGAGGUAUUUUUCUUUUUUGUAAUAAAAUAUAAAGCUGUGUGUUUCUGAUUGGAUGAUUCACUAUGUGCACUGUUUUCUCCCAAGUGCUUUUGGUAUAUAGCAAUCAAAUGGUGUAAAUAAGGAUGUUCUUUUCCUGUUCCUUUUUUUUUUUUUUCUCUAUUAUUCUUUUAUUGACACCACUAGAUACCUGGCCAUUGGUCAUGCCAAUGCCAGGAUGAAGAAAAAGCAAUCUACACUUUGGCCUCUGGUUCUGAAUUGCAGAAAUCAAAUGGAUACAGUACGUGUCUGUGUCAGAAUUAUGGAUCAGAGGCAGACAGUGACGAGUGAGGAUGGUUGUGAAGCCCUCUUCAUUCCUGGAGGAGCCUGCAUCUCAUCUCCCAGUCCCUCUUUCUCUGUGGGUCUCAUGACCAGCAGUGGGGAGCACUGAGCACUUGAAUGGCCUGUUUGUCUGUGGGCUUGCAGAGGACAAGCAGAGUUCACAGAGCUCAGGGCGGAAACAUCAGAGCCUCCUCCACGGGCUUCAGUGAAACUAGGAUGAACUGUACCUGAGGGAAUUUUUUCUUAAUCAACCCCUUGUGUGGAUGAAUACAGGAAAAACAAAACGUG
Rhinopithecus roxellana (golden snub-nosed monkey) is the source of this 2906-nucleotide messenger RNA. It is a transcript of the gene C4H6orf89, whose product is annotated as chromosome 4 C6orf89 homolog. The record is from RefSeq and is a predicted model, not a curated record. The transcript has 8 exons. Bases 180 to 1238 code for a protein of 352 amino acids. Gene Ontology annotation, cellular component: Golgi membrane; nucleolus. NCBI's taxonomy places the organism in Eukaryota, Metazoa, Chordata, Mammalia, Primates, Cercopithecidae.